AUGUCGAAUUCAGAAAAACAUAUAGUUAUAAUUGGCGGUUCAUUCGCUGGUAUCACUGCUGCUAAAACCAUUUUUGGCCAUAAGAACAAGUCAAUUCGUGUUACAUUAAUAUCACCAUCUACACAUGCAUAUUAUACUGUGGCCACUCCUCGUUUAAUUACGGAGCCAGAAAAAAUUGAACAAACUAUUUUCCCUAUAGAAGAAACUUUAAAGAAACAUUCUGAAGGUAUUAGCUAUAAGUUUAUUCAUGGAAAAGUUGAGAUUGCCGAUUUUGAUAAGAACUUGUUAACUGUUGAAGGUGCUGACGGAAAGCUGACUGUUGAAUACGAUUUCUUGGUUGUAGCAUCAGGCUGCAGGACAGAUAAUGCUGCAUUUAGGUUGUUAGGGGACCAUAAGGAUACGGUUGAUUCGAUCAAGAAAUUAAAUAAAUCUACCAAAAGUGCUAAGAAGAUUAUUAUAUUAGGAGGUGGGGCGACUGGUGUAGAAACAGCAGGUGAAUUGGGUUCGCUUUACGGUAAGGAAAAGGAUAUUAUUUUGUAUACCGGUCUGGUUGGUCCUCUUGCACCUUUGGGCGAAAGCAAAUCUAAAGCUGCCACUAACAAAUUGACUGCAUUAGGAGUCAAAGUUAUCAAUAAUAAAAGGUCUACCAGUUUUGACGAAAAUGGUACUCGUUCCAAGGUUAUAUUCAAAGAUGGUUCAUCCGAUGAUGCUGAUGUCGUUAUACCAGCUUAUGGUGUAACUCCUAAUUCGGAAUUUUUAGACAAAAAAUUCCUUGAUAACAAUGGAUACUUGAAGACCGACAAAUACUUCCGUGUUGAGGGCCAUAACAAUGUAUUAGGGUUAGGUGACAUUCUUUCGAUCGGUGAAAAUACCCUUGUGAACUUAAGCUAUGUCCAAAAAGCGACUUUUGAAUCGGUUGUUGACCUUGAAUUCUUUGGUAAUAAGAAUUCCAAGCUCAAGCCUUAUUCACCAAUAAAGACGACUAUAUUAGUUCCUAUUUCAAGAAAUGGUGGUAUUGGUUUAAUGUUUGGCUGGAGUGCACCAAAUUUCCUAGUCAAAUUUUUAAAAGCCAAGGAUUUUAUGAUUCCUAAAGCUAGUGAAGGUUUAGCUUGA
This is a messenger RNA of Debaryomyces fabryi, 1113 nucleotides long. RefSeq names its product NAD(P)/FAD-dependent oxidoreductase. The transcript has a single exon. Gene Ontology annotation, cellular component: cytoplasm. Lineage: Eukaryota; Fungi; Ascomycota; Pichiomycetes; Serinales; Debaryomycetaceae. Bases 1 to 1113 code for a protein of 370 amino acids. Gene Ontology annotation, molecular function: flavin adenine dinucleotide binding; electron-transferring-flavoprotein dehydrogenase activity. The record is from RefSeq and is a predicted model, not a curated record.